Molecule: messenger RNA, 519 nt
Organism: Anopheles coustani
Lineage: Eukaryota; Metazoa; Arthropoda; Insecta; Diptera; Culicidae
Exons: 2
Coding region: 1-519 (172 amino acids)
Source: RefSeq, a predicted model, not a curated record
AUGUUUGGAAAUUGGAUAGUGCUCGUUGUGGGACUCAGCUGGAUGAUGCUGGUGGAAGCUUCCGUGCGCAUCACCAACUACACAGACGAGUGGGAUCCAAAGUAUUUGGAUGUAGACCUGCGUGUUCGCCGGCUGGAUAAAACGACCUCGAUCGACUUCGAUCUGGAUCUGAAGCAGGAGCUCGACAAGAACGUUGAGUACGAUGUGCGGUUGUGUAAGCGAACGGCAGGAAAAUAUCACCAGAUGAUGUACACCGGAAAGCAGCAACUAUGCGGCAAGGAUCUACGACGCUCGCGUAAUCUGCUGGAUCGGUACGUCGCUUCCGAGCUGGUGAAGCACUCGAACCUCACCACACGGUGCCCCAUCCGGACUGGGCACUAUGAGGUGCGCAAUUUUGAAAUCGACGAUCGUCAUCUGAUGAUGAGUGUGGUACCGUCCGGGGAGUUUCUGAUCGAGGUGGGUGUGUACCAUCGCGGGAAGGAGAUCAAAAUGAAUCGCUGGUUUGUUACGGCUACGUAA